UUGACAGCUCUUCGCUUCGUUUUGGCUUAAAACCCUAAAAAGAAGAAGAGCAUUGUCAAUGUCAAAUUUGACGGGGCAAGACUUACGUCAUCAGCUGUAAGACUUGUUUUCACUGAAAACAUAAACAAAUAAUAAUAAACUUUUAUCGAAAAAAAUUUUUAUACUUAUCGCAUAUAAUAACGAGUUAAAAUAAAUUCGUACACCCUCUUAAGCAUGAUUACGCUUUAUCAGCACUCCGUAUCGCAUAACUAUACGAGUGUCGAAAAAAAUCCUACAAAAUGAAGAACAAAGUGGACCUGAAAAUCUGUGGAGUAUGUGGUGAUAAGGCCCUAGGGUUUAAUUUUAAUGCCGUUACGUGCGAGAGCUGCAAGGCCUUUUUCAGGCGGAAUGCCCUUAUACAAAAGGAGUUCAGGUGCCCCUUUUCUAAUGACUGCAAAAUUACCACUGUGACAAGGAGAUUUUGCCAAAAAUGUAGACUCAACAAGUGUUUUUCUAUAGGAAUGUGUAAGGACCUGAUAAUGUCCGAUGAGGACAAAGCCCAAAAAAGACAAAAAAUCGAGGAAAACCGAGCGAGAAAACGAACUUUAGAAAGUCCCAGUACGAGCAGAAAAAAAAUCAAAAAAGAAGUUCUAGAGGGUGACUCUCAAGAUGAAGUUUAUAGUAAUUAUUCCUAUAACACCGACUCAGAUCAAGACACCACACAUUCAGAGGGAUAUCAACCGAAUAACCGAAACAUAAUCGGUGUGAUAAACUAUCAAAACAAUCCAAUGACUACUAAACAAUCAGCUGAAGAAAGCAGCGUAACUUCUACAAAUGACAGGCUGGUUUCGUCAAGUGAUGAAUCAUUAUCAUUCCAAAAUAUCAUUUCUCAGCAUUUAUAUGGUGCAGGUUACAAUGGGCAGCAAUUUGAACAUGGAUUAAUCAGUAAUUUUAUAAAUAAUAACACUAAUGUUAAUUUCCAUGAGAAUAUUUCGAGAAAUGAUGGAGUCAAUACUCGGCAGCUCGCAGAAGAUGUUACUGAAGACGUUGUGAGAGAUGUUCAAAGAUUAAAUUCUCACAUCCAGCCUACUCAAUCAAACCCCAUAGAUGCGAUUUUAUCGGAGGCCAUUAAGCUAGAAUACGAAACCUACACGAACAUUGCUCAGAACCCUUCCCGUUCUAGGGAACUUAACGAGGCUGAACGUGCCAAGCUGAACGAGCUUAUUUUAGCUAAUAAAGCUUUGCUCACCCCUGUAGAUGAGGAAUUAAGUCUGAUCGGAAACGAGUUUAAAGAUGUUACGGAUCAAUUACCGGGUUGUCAACAGAGGCAUACCGAUCCAGCUCUACUGGACGUCAUCAAUUUAACAGCAAUAGGUAUAAGGAGGUUAAUAAAAAUGGCCAAAAAGAUUAACGCUUUUAAAAAUAUGUGCCAAGAGGAUCAGGUUGCUUUACUGAAAGGCGGAUGUACGGAAAUCAUGAUGAUUAUUAGCGCUAGAAGAUACGAUCCCACUAAAAAUAUAUGGAAGAUACCAUCAAUACAAGAAAGCGUAAACGUAAAUGUCAACGUACUAAAAUUGGCAAAAGGGAACGCUUACCAAGAACUAGAGAGAUUUAUCCGGACUUUCGAUCCUAAAUGGAGAACCGACGAAAACAUUAUCCUCAUCCUGUGUGCCAUAGUCCUGUUCACCCCCGACAGACCAAGAGUAAUACAUCAAGACGUGAUUAAACUCGAACAAAACUCUUACUACUAUUUGCUCCGGAGGUACUUAGAGAGCAUCUACGCCGGAUGCGAGGCGAAAUCCAUAUUUUUAAAACUGAUCCAGAAAAUUAUGGAGCUGCAUAAAGUCAACGAGGAACUGAUUAAUGUGCUUUUGGCGGUCAAUCCUUCGCAAGUCGAGCCAUUAUUAAUAGAAAUUUUCGACUUAAAAUGAUUAUUAAGAUUGUGCGUUAAUAAUGGGUCGUUAAGUUGCAUCAUGACAAAAAUAGGCAAGAGUUUAUUUGUCAUGACAGUGAAGUUCCUAGAAAAACUCUCUUUUAGAUGCUCUUUUUUUGAGAAGUUUAGGCAUCAUUAGUGAAAGAAAACUGGAAUUAAAAUAUUAAUUUUUUUCUUCCAGGCGGUUCAAGUUCCAGUUUCAACACUUGUUUCUUAAUUAUCUCUUAUACCAUAAAAUAAAAAUGCCAUUUUUAUCAACGGUAUUUUACCUGAGUGCUUCUACUAACCAUUAGUAGCUUAUUUGGGAUUAAUCAACUUUAUUACAAGAAAUAAAAUAAUAUAAGACAGAUAUAUUACGGAUUACUGAAACAGAAAAUCUUUUCACUGUACCACUUUUUUGUAUCACUUCAGUAAUAAAAGCCUUAGGUUCUCUAAAUCCCUUAAAACUGCCUGGAAAAUAUUUUUUUAUACGAAUGUAAAUAAUAUAAAUGCCCUAAUCUUUCCCAAUUCUUAGUAUAGGAUUUACAUAUUUUCCUUGUUAAAGUGUUUUUGAGAUAGUUAUAUUUAUACUCUUUAAAGAUUCAAUUUUUUUAGAUGCUAUUUAUACCCAAUUUAUUGUUAGAGGCCUACAGGGUGUUUGAUAUAAAAUGACGAAUGAUUAUUUUAAUAUUAAGUUAGUGAUAUGUACUGUAACACUAUGUGAUAUGGAUUCUUUAGUAAAUCAUAGCAAUAAACGGUUUGUACAAAGGUUCAGCUCAGUUGAUAUUUAUUUUAGUAUGAUGCUAAGUACAAAAUAAUGUCGUCGGUGUGAGUAAUCGAGCAAUAAUCAUGUUAUUUUAAAUUAUAUCUUAUUUAUAAUAUACAUAUAUUAGCAAGAAA
Anthonomus grandis grandis is the source of this 2791-nucleotide messenger RNA. RefSeq names its product nuclear hormone receptor HR96 (gene Hr96). Gene Ontology annotation, biological process: positive regulation of transcription by RNA polymerase II; negative regulation of transcription by RNA polymerase II; cell differentiation. The record is from RefSeq and is a predicted model, not a curated record. Gene Ontology annotation, molecular function: zinc ion binding; RNA polymerase II cis-regulatory region sequence-specific DNA binding; nuclear receptor activity. Lineage: Eukaryota; Metazoa; Arthropoda; Insecta; Coleoptera; Curculionidae. The transcript is spliced from 6 exons. Bases 279 to 1910 code for a protein of 543 amino acids.